GUAAAGAGCCAGGGGAAGUGCAGGAAGCGAGGAGAUAUGGUGAUUGUGGUCCUUCUCACGUUUCCUCCUAUCUAGUUCAUUUUGUAAAGCCUUAUUGAGGAGAGGACCCUACAACUUUCAGCUUUCAAGCGGCAGUAACCUUCUUUCCAUUCAGCAACAUGGCAGCGCUCAACUGUUCCCUCGCAACUCUCCUCACGUCUGCUGACGCGGUUUUCAGCGGCACAGGCUGUCCAGAGGCGGCUCUACUGUGUGGGAUGAAUAUCUCCUGGGUUUUGUCCAACUCCACUCAACAAGAUCUAGAUGAGCUAUGUUUGAGUGAGGACGAGUACCUGACCAGGCACCUGGGGCCUCUGCGCUCCCCUGUGUUCUUUCCCGUCUGUGUCACCUACCUCACCAUCUUCCUGGUGGGCGUCCUGGGCAAUGCCCUGACCUGUGCGGUCAUUUUACGCUACCGGGUGAUGCAGACCCCCACCAACUACUACCUGCUGAGCCUGGCGGUGUCUGACCUGCUGGUGCUGCUGCUGGGCAUGCCGUUAGAGCUCUACGACAUGUGGCAGAACUACCCCUUCCUGCUCGGCGAGGGAGGCUGCUACUUCAGGACCUUUCUGUUUGAGACGGUCUGUUUCGCCUCCAUCCUUAACGUGACCGCGCUCAGCGUGGAGCGCUACGUGGCGGUGGUCCACCCCCUGAAAGUCAAAUACAUGACCACCCGUGCGCAUGUCAAGAGGGUCAUCCUCGUACUGUGGGCUCUGUCCAUGAUGUGCGCGGUGCCAAACACCAGUCUGCAUGGAAUAAUGAUGCUGCCUUCAAAGUUUGGACGACAGUUCCCUCGGUCUGCAAUCUGUCACGUGGUCAAACCCACCUGGAUGUACAAUCUGAUCAUCCUGAUUUCCACGCUUGCCUUCUUCCUGCUCCCAAUGCUGAUCAUUAGCAUUUUCUACAUGCUCAUUGGCGUACAGCUCCACAGAGAGAGGACCAUGACUGUGGUGGGCACCGGGUGUAGCUUUGGACCAGAAAGUCUGUCCAGGUCCCAUAAGCAGAAGCUCAGCAAACGCAACGUGCAAGUCACCAAAAUGCUGUGUGUGGUGGUGGUUGUGUUCGGCCUCUGCUGGGCUCCCUUCCACAUGGACCGCUUAAUGUGGAGCUACAUGGACACCUCCUCUCAGCAGCACCUCAAGAUCUUCGAGCAUGUCCACAUCAUCUCUGGGGUUUUCUUCUACUUGAGCUCCGCCAUCAACCCCAUCCUCUACAACCUCAUGUCCACCAGGUUCAGAGAAAUGUUCAGUCAUGUGACGUGUUACUCCAGCAGCUGGCCCGCACGCUCCAGUUCGCAGAUGAUACAGCGCAGCACCUUGAGCAAGAACGUGCCCAACCCUACUAAAUGGACUUCUGAACCAGGGGAAGUAAAAGAACAUUAGACACUGAUGGGCAACAGAUUGUGGAGGAACGCAACAAAUAGAGGGCGCAAAGGGUCACUGAUGGUUUGUAUUAUAGGCAGACACAGUUCAAUCCUGCCCACUGCCUAUUCCAUGACAGAUUACAAGAAGAGCAAACUGUCCGAUUCCAAUCACAGAGUAAUGACUCGUGUCCUCGCAGACGUAGUGAAGUCUACAGAGCUUUAACAUCGCCCUCUGACACGGUAUUGCAUUCAAAAUAAAGGAAAUAGCUGGGCCACAUGGUCGGAA
Solea senegalensis (Senegalese sole) is the source of this 1685-nucleotide messenger RNA. RefSeq names its product neuromedin-U receptor 1-like. Gene Ontology annotation, molecular function: neuromedin U receptor activity. The transcript has 4 exons. The coding region runs from base 159 to 1418 and encodes 419 amino acids. Lineage: Eukaryota; Metazoa; Chordata; Actinopteri; Pleuronectiformes; Soleidae. Gene Ontology annotation, cellular component: plasma membrane. The record is from RefSeq and is a predicted model, not a curated record. Gene Ontology annotation, biological process: G protein-coupled receptor signaling pathway.